AUUUCGUGAUGAGAAAUGACAUCCCUUCUGUUUAUGUCUUUGUGUUUUCAGUUAGUUAGGGUAAGUCCCAGAAGAUGGCUGAACCUGCAAGAGUACCAGAGCAAGAAGCUGAUGCAGGACAGCGGCGUGACCGUACAGCGCUUCUUUGUGGCUGACACUGCCUCUGAAGCCCUGGAGGCCGCCAAGAGACUCAAAGCAAAGGAGAUUGUCCUGAAAGCUCAGAUUUUAGCAGGAGGAAGAGGCAAAGGAGUGUUCGACAGCGGCCUGAAAGGAGGGGUGCAUUUAACAAAAGAUCCUGCUGUUGUUGGAGAGUUGGCCGGUAAGAUGCUCGGCUUCAAUCUGACCACCAAACAGACCCCUAAGGAAGGAGUGAAAGUAAAAACGGUGAUGGUUGCUGAAGCUCUGGAUAUCUCCAGGGAAACAUAUUUUGCCAUCCUGAUGGACCGUUCCUGUAAUGGACCCAUGAUGGUGGGCAGCCCUCAGGGUGGUGUGGACAUCGAGGAAGUGGCUUCCAGCACACCAGAGCUCAUCUUCAAGGAAGUCAUCGAUAUCUUCGAGGGGGUCCGAGACGACCAGGCGCUACGUAUGGCAGCUAAUUUGGGAUUUAAAGGACCGUUGGAAAGACAGGCUGCAGAUCAGAUUAAGCGACUCUAUGAUCUGUUCCUCAAAGUCGACGCCACUCAAGUCGAAGUCAAUCCACUCGGAGAAACACCCGAGGGACAAGUAGUGUGCUUUGAUGCUAAAAUCAACUUCGACGACAAUGCAGAGUUCAGACAGAAAGCUGUGUUUGCCAUGGACGAUACCGCAGAAAGCGACCCCUUGGAGACCGAAGCAGCCAAAUACGAUCUCAAGUACAUCGGACUGGAUGGAAACAUAGCCUGUUUUGUUAAUGGUGCUGGCCUUGCUAUGGCAACAUGUGACAUCAUCGACUUGCAUGGUGGAAAGCCUGCUAACUUCCUGGACCUGGGUGGAGGUGUAAAGGAGAACCAGGUGUACGUAGCCUUCAAGCUUCUCACUGCCGAUCCCAAGGUAGAGGCUAUCCUGGUAAACAUCUUCGGAGGAAUUGUUAACUGUGCCAUCAUUGCUAACGGCAUAACCAAGGCCUGCAGAGAACUGGAGCUCAAGGUUCCUCUGGUGGUCAGGCUCGAAGGAACCAAUGUUCAGGAGGCGAAGCGUAUUCUGUCUGAGAGUGGGCUGCCCAUCACCUCUGCCAGUGACCUUGAUGAUGCCGCCAAGAAAGCUGUUGCCGCCAUUGCCAAGAAAUAAAUGCAUUUAUUCACACACACCUUUCUUACACACCUCACCAACAGAGCUGUGGCCAGAAUCACAUGAUAUAAACAGAGCCUUACACACAUCACGCACACACACGCCUGAAAAGCUUCAUGCUGAAACACACAGUACCAGCCAGUUAGAGUCAUUGGGCAUCUUGUCCAGUUUUUCCAGGGACAAUAGUGUAUUUGAGAACCUCUUAUAUAUAUAUGAUUGAACUGUGAAAUAAAUCUCACCGUCCCAGUCUGAUUUAAGGUUUAUUUUGUUUAUAAGAAUGAUAAGACUUUUUUUAUGGGUAUAAAAUGUACAACUCUAGGUUAAGGAUUGUUUGUCUACAAUAUUUCUGGCUUAAUGAUAAUUUAUUGAACAGUAAAUUCAAUAUUGAAACAAUUCUGUAUUACAUGUUUAAAAAAGAAAUUGUGAAUCCCAAAUGCAUCAUGAUGUAUAUUCACUUGCAUUUUUUUUUUUUUUUAUAAACACAAAGUGGUGUAGUUUUUAUACUGUGCCUGUCAUGAAGAUGUUUUAAAAGCCAAAGGCCCACAAUAAAUAUAAUUAGCUUUUUGUAAUCUCAAAUGUAUUUUUAAAGUUAAUGUAUAUUUACAAAUGUUUUUUUUUUAUCUUAUUUUUGAUUGAGCUUCACAAUAAUUGUCUGUAAAUGAGAGUACCUCAAUAAAAAUGGGUUUUUAAACCACUAGUGA
Carassius auratus (goldfish) is the source of this 1967-nucleotide messenger RNA. Its product is annotated as succinate--CoA ligase [GDP-forming] subunit beta, mitochondrial. The coding region runs from base 16 to 1266 and encodes 416 amino acids. Gene Ontology annotation, biological process: tricarboxylic acid cycle; succinyl-CoA metabolic process. Gene Ontology annotation, cellular component: mitochondrion; succinate-CoA ligase complex. The transcript has 11 exons. The record is from RefSeq and is a predicted model, not a curated record. Gene Ontology annotation, molecular function: succinate-CoA ligase (GDP-forming) activity; ATP binding. NCBI's taxonomy places the organism in Eukaryota, Metazoa, Chordata, Actinopteri, Cypriniformes, Cyprinidae.